Molecule: messenger RNA, 3868 nt
Organism: Bactrocera latifrons
Lineage: Eukaryota; Metazoa; Arthropoda; Insecta; Diptera; Tephritidae
Gene: NaPi-III
Product: sodium-dependent phosphate transporter 1-B
Exons: 8
Coding region: 1292-3685 (797 amino acids)
Biological process (GO): phosphate ion transmembrane transport
Cellular component (GO): membrane
Molecular function (GO): phosphate transmembrane transporter activity
Source: RefSeq, a predicted model, not a curated record
GACAAAACACAUGCGCUUGCUCGAUAUUGGCGCAGUCAGUCCAGUUUCGCUCUCACUGGCAGAAUUUUCCAUUUAUCGCUGCAGUUGUCGGAAAAAUUGAUUUCAAAAUAUUUCCCAUACAAACAUGUUACUGUUCUUUCUGACGGAUCAACUAUUAUGCUGUCCUAAACACCAGACAACAAAGACAAGCAUUGCAAAAAUAGCAGCAGCAACAACAAAAACAACAACUAAUGCACUCUCUAUAACUUUAUAACAAGAGAUUUUCGUUUUCGCGCAAUUUUAAGAAAAGCAACAACAACAGCCAGGCGUGACUACAGCAAAGUUGACGCAAAUAUUUCUUAAAAUCACCGAAAAAUAAACGAAACGGAGAACAGCGUACCAGCAAGCCAGAAAUUAAAUUGAAAACAAAUUACGCUUAAAGCGACAAACAACAUAAAACUCUUUUGAAAAAAGAUAACGAUACGAUAAACUACAAAGAAUUUAAAUAAAUCUUGUCUCACACACAAUUACACAAACCGAAUUUGUUAAAGAGUGGGGAAGUGUGUUAACUAACUACUUUUUAUUUCCGCUUUAAGUACAUGUAAUUUCAAAUUAUUGUGUGUGGCAUUGUUUGCUCUUAGGCGCAGUUAGUUUGGUUAAAACUAGCUGCCUUAGUAAAAGAUCAUUUAAGCUUAGUUUAAGUACAAGCGCUGCCCGGCGUCGCUUUGAAUUUCACUAAAAUUUCAUAUUUUCGUAAUGAAAAUUGCAAACAUGAAAUUUAAGCGCAAAUAUGGCUGUUUAAAUAUUUGAAAAAUAAUAUUAGUGUAUUUUUCGAAUAUUUUAUUUCAUAGUAUUCUAUAAGUUUUCAAACAUUACAAGCAAAUCCCCUGUCUAACUAAGUCUAUAUCUGUCUGUUUGUGUCUUUUGUAAAACCCCCYUACCCACCUACUGGUUAGAUUAACAAUACAUUUACACUUACACACACAUACAAACAAAAAUCAACUCAUAACAUUUAAUGAUAUUGAAGCUUUUUAGCUAAAUACUGAAUACUUUUGUAAUUAAAUAGCUAGGAUUGUGGUAUUUGAUUCAAGCAGACGCUUAACAAUUUUCAGAUUUUUUUUCCAAUUUUCUACGGCUCCUCUUACCGUGUGUAUGCUUAAUUUUUUAUUGGAAAAUUUCUAACAUACAUUUAAUAUACACGCUAAUAAUUGUGAAAACGCUAAAUCAAAUGAUAUUAUAAUCAAAUAACAAAUAAAACAAUAACAACUACAUAAAUAGUCAAAUUAAUUGCACUGAAAAAAAAACUUGCAACAUGGAUGCACUAUCGCCCGAUUUGUUAUGGAUGGUCGUGCUCGGCUUUCUGAUCGCUUUUGUGUUGGCAUUCGGCAUUGGCGCUAACGAUGUGGCAAAUUCGUUUGGUACGAGCGUUGGUUCGGGUGUGCUCACUAUAAGACAAGCUUGCGUACUGGCGACAAUAUGUGAAAUUUCUGGAGCAGUUUUGAUUGGUUACAAGGUUUCGGACACUAUGCGUAAAGGUAUUUUGGAAGUUGGUCUCUACGAAGGCGCCGAAGAGGAAUUAAUGUUGGGCUGUGUCGCUGCGCUGGCAAGCAGCGCUAUUUGGUUGCUGGUCGCCACAUUCCUGAAGCUACCCAUUUCGGGUACACACAGUAUUGUCGGUUCAACAAUCGGUUUUUCGUUGGUKGCGCGCGGUACACAAGGCCUUAAAUGGUCCACAUUGGCCACGAUAGUGGGUUCAUGGUUCAUAUCGCCGGUGAUGAGCGGCUUGGUCAGUAUUUUACUCUUUUUGGCAAUCCGAAAAUUUAUUUUGCGCGCCGGCGAUCCACUAAAGGCGGGAUUUCGUUCAUUGCCGAUCUUUUAUGGUGUCACCUUUUUCAUCAAUGUUAUUAGUGUGGUGUUGGAUGGACCGAAGUUACUUUACAUGGAUAACAUUCCCACUGGGGUUGCUAUAGGUACGAGCGUUGCGCUCAGCUUAUUGGUGGCACUACUUACUCAACUUAUUGUUGUACCAAUACAAAAACGUAAAAUCGCUAAACAAUUACGCGCUCAAAACCCUGUCAAAUUCAAUUUUGAGGACUCUGUUGAAUCCUCACCGUCCGGUAGUCCUAAGAAAAAUCGUCGUCCAUUAUCACUCGUUAGCGAUGGCAAACAAUUGCCAGCAAUUGCCGAAAUCACCGAACUCGUCUCAUUGACCGAUAAUUCACCGAAAACAUUUAAGUUAGCACCUUAUGGGCUUAAUAAAAAUGGUCAUGUGACCACAUCCAACAACGGUUAUACUGCAGACGCUUACAAGAUAAAUCCGGAAAUUAUAAAGAAAGCCGAAGACUUGCUGGGCAAAGCCAGCUUGGAUAAUACGGAUUUGACCAUUACUAGUUUGAAUUUCAUUGACGAGCAGUAUCAGAAUGGCAAUGGCUUGCUGCAGAAUGGCAAUCGGAAUAGCAAUACAAACGGUAUAGUAUUGAAUGGUGCUGGGAAAGCCAGUCAGCUGCAGGAUUAUUUUAAGCCGGGCGUCAAAUCACCUUUGUUGGAUAUGAAGAGCUUUGAACAUUCCAAUGAGCUUCCAGCACAUCAGCAACAACUGCUCGAAAGCAACCAAUCACCCGGCUGUGUUGCAAAUAAUAUAAUUACACAAACUGCCAUGGACACAAGUACCACCAACAUUGCUACAACCACACUCGCUGCACCCGCUGUUGCGCCAAACGGUGAUGGACAUUCACAAAUUUCRGAUGUGAUAGUUACUCAAGCUACAACAACUACGUUGGAGCCCAUGACAACAUCCACAACUGCCAAAAAGGAUUUGAAAGUGGUUGAAAGCGGUAGCAGUUUGGAAAUGAUGAUAACAUCUACUUUAUCGCCGAAUUCCAGCAAGAUACCGUUGAUCGAGAGCAAAGAGUUGAUACAAGACUUCAAGCAGAAGGGCGAUGCACCAGCGCACAAUGACGAGGAGUCGGAGGAGGUGUCAAUGCUAUUUUCAUUUUUACAAAUUUUAACUGCGACUUUUGGCAGUUUCGCACACGGUGGUAAUGAUGUGAGUAAUGCCAUUGGGCCACUAAUCGCGUUGUACAUGAUUUAUAGAGAGGGUUCUGUGAUGCAAAAGGCCGAAAGUCCCAUUUAUAUUCUGAUCUAUGGAGGUAUUGGUAUCUCAGUGGGUCUAUGGCUGUGGGGACGACGGGUCAUCGAGACAAUCGGCAAUGAUUUAACGAAAAUUACAUCCUCCACGGGCUUCACUAUCGAGGUCGGUGCGGCGAUCACGGUGCUAUUGGCGAGCAAAAUCGGUUUACCCAUCUCAACGACACAUUGCAAAGUGGGUUCUGUGGUUUUUGUGGGACAUGUCAGUGGCAAGGGACAUAAACCAGCGAAAGCUGGAUUCUCAAAGGAGGCUUCAGUGGAAGGCGCUGUCAUUACAUCAUCCACUGCUACCACGCCAACAACAACGAAUGCGAAUGAAAUAUGCGCUAAAAUGACGGUGUCCUCAUCAACGAGUACGAACGCCAUAGCCAAUAGCGCCGAUGGUGUGCAGGCUGUGACUACUGGUGGUGAUGCUGUUGCUGCUGCGGGCGUUGCUGUCGGUGCUGUCGAUUGGCAUUUGUUCAGAAACAUUGCCUACGCUUGGAUUGUGACCGUGCCGGUUACGGCGCUGCUCUCAGCUGGCAUAAUGUUUCUGAUGUGCAGCAUUGUUUUGGCCUAAGCCAAGUGGCAUGGCGUUUAAUUACGAAAUAAAUAUAUAUUAAAAAGAAGAAGAAGCAGAGAACCAUGUUACAAUUAUUAAGUAUUCAUCAAGCUUAUCUACAAAUGUACACAGUAAUGAUAUUGUACUUAUUAUGAUAAUGUAAUUUAUUGUUAUUAUUAAAAAAAAGCGAUUAAAACAAAA